AUGAAGCAAAACUCAGACGCGAAAACAUGUUUGCUCUCUGUUUCUGCCCCAGUCACGAAGUUCCAGUAUGUUCACGAACUGAGUAUCAUGUAUUUCAACCACAAUCAAUUGUGUGUCUGCUACGAUAAGGAGCAAAUUUCUGGGCAACAACCUACCCGCAAACAGACGAUCAGGAGCAAAACUUAUGGGCUUAUCGUGCCGGCUCCCAGAACUCAGUAUGUUCUUUACGAAGCUUUUCGGUCAUGGGUGGUGGCGUUGUUAAAGCCGCAAGUGUUUGAUCAAGUGUUUGCUGCAUGGAUUGUUGGAUAUUAA
This is a messenger RNA of Plasmopara halstedii, 312 nucleotides long. RefSeq lists its product as uncharacterized. Lineage: Eukaryota; Oomycota; Peronosporomycetes; Peronosporales; Peronosporaceae. The transcript is spliced from 4 exons. The record is from RefSeq and is a predicted model, not a curated record. Bases 1 to 312 code for a protein of 103 amino acids.